ACUUCAUGAGUUGUAACCUGCGCUGCUCUCUGCUGCGUGCUGCCACUUAUCAGGCAUUUUGUCUCUGACAACUGCUCUGCGCGCAUCAGAUAGCUCCUCUGAACUGCUGCACUGUGGCACGACCGAAAACUUCAGCUGACAUUUAUUAAGGACCUGUGGAGGAACUUCAGAGACAACUGCUGCUGAUAACAUUAUGCAUCCGAUUAGUGGGGCCAUAGUGUGCCUCAGUGUUUUGGGGGCAGUAAAGUUGCUGUCUCUCCCCUUGUUCUGGGGACUCCCGGUGGGGCUGGUGCUCUGUAUGGCCUCGAGGGGUUUCUGUAAGUUCCUUCAUGUGGCUCUACGCACCAUCAAAAGAGACUUAAUGUGUCUGGUUGUCAUACUGCGAGUGAGGUUUUCCAUGAAGAGUAAUGUGCGAAAAAGAAGUACUAUCCCUUCCCUGUUUGCCCAGAUAGUGACACGUUACCCCGACAAACCAGCCUUGAUCUACGAGGCCACAGGAGAGGUCUGGAGUUUCAGGGAGCUACAGGAGCGAUGCCAUGCUGUGGCACACUGGGCGCUGGCACAAGGCUGGGCUGAGGGUGAUGUGGUGGCCUUGUACAUGGAGAGCCAGCCUCUAGUGGUGGCUCUGUGGCUGGGUCUCGCUGAGGUUGGCGUGGAGGCCGCACUCAUCAACCACAACCUUCGACAGCGCUCGCUGCUGCACUGCGUCAGUGUGUCCGGUGCUCGGGCAUUGGUGUUUGGGACGGAGCUGACGGAAGCUGUGUCAGAGGUGAGCAGCUCUCUGCAGCCCAGCAUGGUUUUGUUCAGCUGUGGCGAGCAGCGGCAGCAGCAGCAGCAGCAGCAGGACGAAGAGGAGGUGAAGCUUCGCAGCCUCCGUGUCCAGAACCUUGACGCCCUGCUGGCCAGUUCACCCAAACACCCGCCAAACUACACGCUCAGGAAGGAAUUUAACGACAGACUCUUUUACAUCUACACUUCUGGUACAACAGGAAUGCCAAAGGCAGCUGUGGUGGUGCACAGUCGGUACUUUCGCAUCGCUGCCUUUGGUUUCCACUCCUUCGGCAUGCGACAUGAUGACAUCAUAUACAACUGCCUCCCCCUGUAUCAUUCUGCUGGAACCAUCAUGGGUGUAGGACAGUGUUUGCUCUUUGGUUUGACUGUUGUAAUCAGGAGGAAGUUCUCGGCCACUCACUUCUGGGAUGACUGUGUUAAAUACAACUGCACUGUGACCCAGUACAUAGGUGAGAUCUGCCGUUACCUGUUGGCUCAGCCGGUCCGCCCAUCUGAGGCGCAUCAUCGAGUCCGUGUUGCCUUUGGUAACGGCCUCCGUCCCUCUGUGUGGGAAGAGUUUGUCCAGAGAUUCAGAAUCCGAAGAGUUGGGGAAUUUUAUGGUGCCACCGAAUGCAACUGCAGCCUGAUCAACAUAGAUGGAAAGGUGGGGUCGUGUGGCUUCAGCAGCCGCAUCCUGCCCGACUUCUACCCCAUCAGACUGGUCAGGAUGCAUGAGGACGGGAAACUGCACAGGGAUUCACAAGGACUCUGUGUACCUUGUCCUCCUGGUGAGCCAGGAAUGCUAAUGGGCCUCAUCAACCCUGCUGAUCCGCUCAGGAGAUUCGAUGGUUACGCCGAUCAGGAUUCCACCAAUCAGAAAAUAGUUCACAAUGUCUUCAAGAUGGGAGACUCUGCUUAUAUCUCAGGUGACGUGCUGGUGAUGGACGAAUAUGGCUACAUGUAUUUCAGAGACCGCAGUGGCGACACGUUUCGAUGGCGAGGGGAGAAUGUGUCCACCACAGAGGUGGAGGGCGUCCUCAGUGGCCUGCUGGGACACUCUGAUGUCGCUGUCUAUGGAGUUUCUGUCCCAGGUGUGGAGGGAAAGGCUGGCAUGGCAGCGAUCGCUCCCGCAGGAGGCCCGUUUGACAUUGACGCCUUCACGAUCGCUGUACAGAAAGCCCUGCCCUCCUACGCACGACCCGUGUUCCUUCGGCUCAUGCCAUCUGUUGACACAACAGGUACAUUCAAAAUUCAGAAGAUGCGGCUACAGAGAGAGGGAUACAGGCCCCAAGAGUCGAGUGAAGACAUGUAUUUUCUGAACAGUCGUGCCGGGAGUUAUGAGCCUGUUACUGAUGAACUGUACAGCGCCAUCAUGGAGGGAGAGGUGUGUCUAUGAGGCAGGAGGAUAGAUAGGUGGACUGUUGAAGAGGAUAGUAUGAACUGUAUAUUUCAAAGUGAAAGAAAGAAAGAAAAUACACGGAUAUAUUUCUCUACUAGUAAUGACUACAUCCUGAUAAACCCUGGUGACUCUGGAAACAUGGAUGUGUCACUGUUUUUUGUUUUUGAUAUGGAUUGGAUUCCUGCAUCAAUAAGACAAACGUGUGAUAUGUGGAAUCGAUGAUCGAAGAUCACACAAUUCUCCAUGGACUACAGUACUUCAAGCUGUUUAUGAGGAAGCUGAAUUACGUAUUAUAUGUAUUGAAAUCAUUUAUCAUGCAGCUUGAACACAAUAAGAAGAAAGUUACGUACUGCAUUUGAAAAAAAAAAAAGCUCCAAAAAUGUUAUGCUAAAAUCAAUAUUACAUUACAUUACAUUACAUUUCAUUUAGCUGACGCUUUUAUCCAAAGCGACUUACAAUAUUACAAUAUUCCGAACAUAUAUUCAAUUCAAGCACACUCGUAUGUAACAGCAACCUUAUCUAGGAGUCAUUGCCCAGAUUUGGCUUACAUCCUACAUCCCACAUCAGGCCCACAUACCGCGUGACAUGAUGGCACUUGAACGGUCUGCCCAGAUCUGGGCCAAAAGUAAGUCAUAACAAUACCGCAUGUCAACCAAAGGUGGAAUUAGAAUUAGUUGUGUGCUAUUUGGGCCAUAUUCACCAUUUACCGCAUAGGCCACUUAAGGUUCACAUCCAGAUUACACCUUGCCUAGAGCACUGUAUGUUUGCCAAAAAAGGCCCACAUUUGUUUUGGAAUAUUUGGGCCACAUUUGCUAUUUCACAAGUGAAAUGGCUCACAGCCAUUUUGUUGGGGCCAUAAGAAAGCCAGAAGAGCAGCAUGAUUCCCUGAAGUGGCCCACAGCCGUAUGCUGUCUGGGAAAGGUCUGUGGUUGCACAGCUGAGAAUAGGAAUCCUUCCUCUGGACUUGGAAGUUGGUUGAUUUAAAAACAUCACAGAGGACAACAUUAUAUUACAUUACAUAUCAUUUAGCUGAUGCUUUUAUUCAAGAUGUGUAGACUUUCUGCUGUCCUGAUGUCAAUGGGGAGCUCGUUCCACCAUUUAGGAGCCAGGACAGCAAACAGUCGUGAUUUUGUUAAGUGGACAGACUGUGUGAGACUUCUGUAUUGUCCUUAUUAUGAAAUAAUAAAUUAAUAUGAAUAGAUCAUAAAUCCAUAUUACAUGGAAUGUCAGUUCAAAAUCCACAAAUGUCCACGUGCACUGAUGAUAGAAUGGUUGUUUGUACACAUACAUAUAUUAACCAAAUGUAAUGCACUGACUGUAAUAUACUAUGUGUUCAUGUAAUUCCAUAUCCUGUAAAAUACAUUUAAUAAAACAUACUGAAGCCUG
Molecule: messenger RNA, 3556 nt
Organism: Hippoglossus stenolepis (Pacific halibut)
Lineage: Eukaryota; Metazoa; Chordata; Actinopteri; Pleuronectiformes; Pleuronectidae
Product: long-chain fatty acid transport protein 1
Exons: 14
Coding region: 194-2167 (657 amino acids)
Biological process (GO): positive regulation of heat generation; phosphatidylethanolamine biosynthetic process; response to cold
Cellular component (GO): mitochondrial inner membrane; plasma membrane
Molecular function (GO): fatty acid transmembrane transporter activity; long-chain fatty acid-CoA ligase activity; long-chain fatty acid transmembrane transporter activity
Source: RefSeq, a predicted model, not a curated record